AUGGCUCCCGUCGCCCGCUUCCUCCAUCCUCGCAGAGAAAAGCGGCCGCGACUCGCGGCGCAAAACUUCCCCAUCUCCCCACAACAGAAAAGCCAAAACAAAUCUCACACCCGCGCCGCCGUUCGCCUGCCCCUGCCGCCCUACCCGCGCCGCCAUUCACGCCUCCCUGGACUGGCGCGUCUCCCCUUCACGCGUGGCCUGCAGCGUUGGGCCAAUUGCCGAACCGCAGCGAACGGCCGCAGAGAGGAACGGGAGGAGGAGAGGGAGAGAGGCGUGGCUCGCCGCCCGGCGGAGGCGCACGAGACCUCCGCACUGGCGGCAGGAGGAGAGGGUGAGAGGCGCGGCAAACGGGUACGGCUCGCCGGGCGGCUGGGGCGUGAGAUCGGCGGCGAACGUGAGCCCUCAAGUUCUGCAGCUUGCCGUGAACGUGCCGCGCAUGCUGCGUCAAGUCGGUGGCGGCGCGGCGGCGUGUUCCUCCCACUCGACACGAACGGUAGAUGCCCAGCACCACCGCGAUGGUUGAAGGCGUGUUCCAUCCCAUUGUCGUUGUCGCAAUCGGCCGGCAGCAAGCCACCGAAUGAUCCAUCAGCGAAGAAGCUAAGUCUCAGCUGCAGAAGGAUGCACAUCCUCACAAGGAGAGGUCCUCGAGUUCCAAAGACAAGGGUAGAGGACGCGAUGAUGACAAGGAUAGAGGUCGCUACACGCGCCGUGGGGAAGACAGGGUGUGGCACCGGGACAGGGAGAGUGUCUGUGUAACCAUGACUGCGGUGAUCGGGAUAGGGCCAGUGAUCGCCACCAUCGUGAGCACCAUGAGAGAAGUGAAAUAAGGGAGCACUGUGACCGUUUCGAUGAUCGUGACCAUCGCCGGAGUUGUGAUCUUGAUAUUGAAAGGCACCGCUUCUUGAUUUCUGUGAUGCCACUAUAGGACAAUAAUAGUGUAGGCUGAUGAAUCAAAAUUUUGAAGCAUCUUUGUAUUUCCUACUCUCCUGUUUCAAUUGUCAGCCAAUUAGGCUGCAACUUGUAUUACCCUCCAAGUUCCUCGCACC
This is a messenger RNA of Triticum dicoccoides, 1046 nucleotides long. RefSeq lists its product as uncharacterized. The record is from RefSeq and is a predicted model, not a curated record. The transcript has 3 exons. Bases 1 to 756 code for a protein of 251 amino acids. NCBI's taxonomy places the organism in Eukaryota, Viridiplantae, Streptophyta, Magnoliopsida, Poales, Poaceae.